Pseudogymnoascus verrucosus is the source of this 3779-nucleotide messenger RNA. RefSeq lists its product as uncharacterized. Bases 174 to 2792 code for a protein of 872 amino acids. NCBI's taxonomy places the organism in Eukaryota, Fungi, Ascomycota, Leotiomycetes, Thelebolales, Thelebolaceae. Gene Ontology annotation, biological process: protein dephosphorylation. Gene Ontology annotation, molecular function: protein binding; protein tyrosine phosphatase activity. The transcript has a single exon. The record is from RefSeq and is a predicted model, not a curated record.
AAUAAGAACCCAGAGAAAAACUCACACUGGAAUCUAUUUACUAUUAUAUAUAUGCUUAUUUGUUGCCAUAGACUAAGGUUGUGCGCGAAUAUCUCCACCACGGCCAAGGCACAAGAGGCCAAUCUUGCCGAUAAACGAAACAACCCAAGAAUUUGUACAGCAACAACUUACAUAUGGCGACGAUUCAAGAAGCCCGAGGCUCUGUAAGCCUUAUCGGUGAGGCUAUUGAUAUUUUGGCUACUAGCGCAAUCCCGGACUUGAAGCGUAAAGUACGGGACUUUCAAAUCCAAACAACCCCGUUUCAUAUCACACUCGUCACGAAAGAUGAGAAACGCAAUCUUUCGCCCGCUGCUCUUGCAUCUCUAGUUAAGUUUACUGCAGCUAGCGCCUCAGAAAUUGGAAUCUUUCACCACCUGGGCACUGCUUGUAUAAAAAGGGGCGGCAGCGAUGUUGCAUUUAUCGUCGUUAUCUGGGUGUCCGGACAGCAGAUUCGGAAACGUUUGGGUCUACCACACAAGGAUUUCCACAUUACCCUAUCCGCUAAUGAUAAUCACAAUAUUGAUAAAAGUAUCGCCUGUCUACGUGUGGGGGAAUUUGAUGUUCAAAAUGCGUCAUUGGAAUGCCUGGACCAUCUUACAUUUACUCUCCAUAAUGCGGGGCGAUAUCUCGACGCAAAAGCGUACUCGCAAGAGAUUCUAUUAAGGGACCCUGAAUCAUCAAAGGGAUGGCUUCGAUUAGCAGAUGCGGCUCUCCAACUGGGAGAAUUUAAAGUUUCCAUGUUGGCAUACGCGCAAGCUUGGAAAGCAAGUGAGAACGACAAAAUGAGUGCGUAUACCGUGAAAAUGUUACAUAAAUGCUCUACGGAUACCGAAUGGGGACACUUGCUGCAAGAAGAAGAAUUGACCCAGCUUGAGAGCGUCUCAAAACAAAUAAGACAGCGUUUGUUGACGCCUUGGCCGAAUAAUCUGCGUGAGUCCAUCGCAGAUAUGGGGGUUCCUCCUUCGCUGUGUCUCGAGCCGCGUCGGCAUCUUUCCAUACCAGACAGCAUUGGAGUGUUUUCUCUCCCUCGUUUUUUUCGAUGGCUUGUGCCUUUCAAAAUCGCAGUUAUGUCAACGCCACGCAACGGACGAGACAUCCGGGCAUUAAGCUCUGACGGCAUUGGAAUUAAAACUGUUCUUACUCUUACGGAGGAAGAACCACUGGAUCAAUCAUGGUUUAAUACGAGGAUUAAGAAUGUAUUCCUUCCGAUUCGAAAUUACUAUCCUCCUUCGAUUGAGCAGAUGGAUAUCGCCAUGCGUAUUUUGACAGACGAAGAGAGCCUUCCAGUUCUGAUCCACUGCGGUGGGGGGAAAGGCCGUGCAGGUUCAAUCGCCGCCUGCUACAUGGCAGCCUGUGGCUUUACUAAGCCAAAUCUACAAUCCGACGACUGGCAACCAGCAAUGUCAGCGCAAGAUUCGAUUUCAAAGCUCCGUGCUAUCCGACCUGGGAGCAUAGAAACCGAACAGCAAGAGGUCUUCAUAUCGAAAUGGGUGAGCGUGCUCUGGAAACGACAAUCCCUCUUCCCCACCGCAGUCCCUGAGCCACCAGCCUGUCCACUCGAUAUCACGGGGCAGCUCGACGGCUCCGUUGAUUUCCUCAUGCUCGUCGGUAUUCCCGGCUCAGGAAAAUCAUGGGUGGCGAAGUCACUGCUUGCCCGUGACCCACGCUGGACCUACGUCUCACAAGAUGAGUCGAGUCGCUCCGCCUGCGAAACAGCUGUCAGUCGCACAAAAGGGAAACUCAUACUCGACCGGUGCAACACGAGUGCCGCGGACCGGAAAUUCUGGCUUCAGCUUGCAGAUGCCAAAAACGCGGUGUGCGUACUCUUCGACUACGAUACUGAGUUAUGCGUGUCGCGCGCCCAACAGCGGGCUGACCACCCCACUCUUCCUCCAGGGUCAAGGGUGCUAAAUGCGGUGAAGCAGAUGACGGAACAGUUUUCUGCGCCAGAGUUUAAAGAGGGGUUUAAGGCAGUGCUCACCGUGAAGUCCUUUGCGGCGUCUGAUGAUUUAAUCUCUCAACUCUCGCCUACUAUUGGACUCCUGAAAUUCCCUCGCACAGCCCAUCUUAUCGACCUUGGUGCCAUUGGUUCAGAUGAUAUUCUACUCCCCUCUGCGCCUGCACUCUCACCUGGAUGCACUGUGGUGAUCACAGAAAAAGUCGACGGCGCGAAUAUGGGAUUUAGCUUGUCUUCAGAUCGGCAAUUGUUGGUACAGAACAGAUCUCAUUUUGUGAACUCCAGCUCGCAUAGCCAGUUCAAGAAACUCGAUUCAUGGAUGGCAAGACAUAGGGAGGAAUUAUUUGGAUUAUUGAACCAAGACAAGUACUUCCCGCAGCGGUAUAUUUUAUAUGGGGAGUGGAUGCAUGCUGUGCACUCAGUCUCGUAUAAUUCUCUGCCUGACAGAUUUUUGGCAUUCGAUCUGUUUGAUCGCGGGGAAGGCAAGUUUGUAAACAGAGAGACUUUGGAAACUCUGUUGAGCGGAACUGAAAUUCAUAUCACGAGAGUUAUGGAAAAGAGGGAUACAAUACCGACAGAUAUUGAAUUGAGAGCAUUGGUACAGAGGCAGUCAGCAUUCGCAGAAGGUAGGGUAGAAGGCGUGGUAGUAAAGAUUGAAGAUAAGAACUGGGUAAAGUGGAGAGGAAAGGUUGUGCGGGGCGAUUUUCUGGCAGGUAACCAGCACUGGAGCAAGAACAUCAUGCAAGAAAACGGGAUUUUGGUCACCAAUAUGGAGGAAUUAGACAUUGCGUCCUGAGACUGAUCUUUACAACUUUCUCCCAUCUCUAGCGAUAAACCUGGUUCACUUCGCUCCCUGUUGCGCCUGAAGCUUUUUCAUCUGCGCGCCGACUGCCUCGCGAUACUCUUCAUCAAUGACGACCAGUCCGGCUGCUCCUUCCUUGUUGACAAUCUCGUCCAUCUUCUCGGUACUCAGCAUAAGCGUGGCGAUGAUGACGGCCUCCUCCGUCUCCGAGGCGUUAUCGCUGAUGCGGUGUCUGCAGCCAGGAGCCUCGUAGAAGCUAUCGCCAGCAUUCUUAAUUGUCAUGGGAUCAUCGUUCAUCUUGUUUAGGACAGAUCCGGUCAACACGUGAACUGCAACGAAUGCGCCUGCAUGGGUAUGAGGUGGCGUGGACCCUCCUGGGGGGAAAGUGACUUUGAGUGCCAGCACGGAAUUGCCUGGGGCGCUGAGGACUUUAUAGUGGUAUAGGACUUCGAGAGCUGGGAAUGGGCGUCUGUCAUGUGUCAGUAGCUUGUUUGUCGAACCCCAAGGGACUUGUGAGAUAGAGGUAUCUCACGUUGCAUCAUAUACUGGCUCCUCCCUGUUUGCGACCUUGGAGAACACCAUUUUUGCUGUAUUAGAGUAGAAUCUGUUGUUUUUUGUAUGAGGUUCUGAUGUGUAUAAUUUGCUAUUUCGCUUUGAGGUUGUGGUGUAUAACUUGAGAAAAUUAGAAGUUAUAUAAAUAUCACCUUAUAUUACAAUAUAGCACUCACGUGAUGGACCCAUUCCAGGUCUAGAACAACGCGGCUUCCGUUUAGGGUAUUCGGGGACUGAUAGGCUAUGCGGGUAGACGCCACACCCGUCGUUAGUUGGCCACUAAACGACACCGCGCCCCGCUAAUUCCGCCUUUAAGAAAGGGCUGGGAUUCUCCAUUGUAAGCAUUCCGGAGUAUGGACUUCCAAUUGCUCCGUGGUUACCUAAUACCCUAAUGCGUAAUAUAAUACCGUCACCACGUAAUCAUCCCAC